Messenger RNA from Misgurnus anguillicaudatus (oriental weatherfish), 919 nucleotides. RefSeq names its product interferon gamma-related-like. Gene Ontology annotation, biological process: immune response. NCBI's taxonomy places the organism in Eukaryota, Metazoa, Chordata, Actinopteri, Cypriniformes, Cobitidae. The record is from RefSeq and is a predicted model, not a curated record. Gene Ontology annotation, molecular function: type II interferon receptor binding. Gene Ontology annotation, cellular component: extracellular region.
UCACUGGCAUCACUCACCUGCCGAGCAGCAUCAGCUCAGGACCUUCAGUUCGGUUACACAUCGCAAUAUCCAAAAGCACGAAAAAAUGGAUUCUUGGCUCACAAUAAUGCUGAUGUGUGGACUUCUAAUAGCAUCUCUUCAAGGAACCGACGGAUUCAGACUUCGACGUUCUAAACAAGACAAGAACGAAAUGCUGGAAACAAAUAUCAACCAACUGAUAAAGCAUUAUAACACAGGUGGUGGCGAAUGGGUUGAGAAAGCAGUUUUUGCUCGCCAUCUGGGCCGGCUGAAUGAUUUGAAGUCAAGUUCAUGCACCUGUCAGUCGCUGAUGCUCAAAAAAAUGUUGAACGUCUAUGAAGAUAUCUUCACGGAUAUGCUCAACAAGUUGGAGAAGAAAGAACUGAAAGCCAGCGUCAAGGAUAUCAUGACUGAGGUUAAACAGCUGAGAGAUAAAUACAGUGAGGAACAAAAGCUUUUGGGAGACCUUCAUGACCUUCACCAUGUCAAGGUGAAAAACAGCACAGUCCAACAAGCGUCUUUGAAUGAAUUUCUCAUGACGUAUUAUCGAGCCUAUGGAGAAAAACCUCACGACAGAGGGCAUUGAGAAGAUCGCAAUCCAAUCAAAGUCCUGUCUGACCUUGUACUGUAGCAUACCAGUGCCUUGCUAUUGUAUUAUUUAUUUAUAAGUUAUAUGGAAAUAAUAAUUUAUUUUUGUUUUAUGGUGCAAUCUACUACAACACAACACAACACAACAGAAACUAUAACUUAAAAACUAACUUAUUUUCACAGAGUCACAAGUGUGUUUACAUCAUUUACAGUGUACAGAACCGGUGAAUGUUGAUUUAAACUAUAUUAAGAUUUGCUUUAAAUAUUUUGUGAGUUUUUUCUCUGUAUGGUUUAUUGAAAUAAAAUAAUAUUG